Messenger RNA from Stereum hirsutum FP-91666 SS1, 2006 nucleotides. Its product is annotated as CDC14-domain-containing protein. Lineage: Eukaryota; Fungi; Basidiomycota; Agaricomycetes; Russulales; Stereaceae. The transcript has 6 exons. The record is from RefSeq and is a predicted model, not a curated record. Bases 247 to 1779 code for a protein of 510 amino acids.
CGCUCGUAUACGCACAGUAGACGCCGUCUUCUAGCGUGGAUUCAAUUAAUUUCUUAUACGCCUUGCGUGAAACACGUUGUCGCACGCUCUGCAGAUAACGUCACUAAAUUGGGCUCAAAGCAGCUCGCGCCCACAGUCCAUUCCCCUCGUCGCGUCUCCUUCCCUUUUCAGAACUCAACAUCGACCAUCUUCAUUUGCUCUACCUUUUGGUUUCCCCUUGAUUUCUCCUCGCCGCGCUCUUAUCCGAUGGACGAUUGGAUAUUCAGCAUACCGAAUAUCCUUCAGAGCGUGCUAGACACAAUUGUGUCCACUCGCUCUUCUGUGGCACGCCGGACGCGAGCCCUCUUGGAGCUUGAGCAUCUCAUAGCCAAGAUCUUUACUGGAUCGGAUGCCGACGCGGUCGAUGUAUUUUGUUCGCUUCAGGAUUCGUUCGAGUGCAACGUCCCAUCAAGACUAUUAUUUUGGAUGUCCGGCGCCACAGUCCGCCUGGAGUCUCUUCUCAACCGAGGGCACGAAAAACAGGCAGAAUUGUCCGCAUUGUGUUCGCAACUGAUGCAAUGCUUGACAAUAACACAAGGCGUGGUCCUUUCACACCAAUCGAGCAAGGUUUUCAUGGGAAGGAAAUAUCCUUUGGAGAUUCUCCUAGAUCUCCUCCUGGUUGCACGUCACAUACCCGUCUCAAGUGAUUCAGACGCCAUAUCGAGAUCAUCAACAUCGAGCACACUCCCAUCCGCAUCCUCAUCAUCUGCCAUACCACUAGCAUCAGUCGUUCUUGAUACAUUGCUCUGCAUACUUGUUGAUGCGCCGGCUGCACUCCGAACAUUCGAGGAUGUCAAUGGAGUGCAAGUGGCGGUCAAACUCCUCAAGCGCCCACAUACCCCGAAAGAAGUCAAGAUGAAAUGCCUCGAAUUCUUUUACUUCUACCUGAUGGACGAAACAACAGCGUCAAACAACAUGACACAGAUGCCGACGCCCGCACCACCGUCCGCACUUGCAACUACGCCUUCCGCAGUUCCCAAUCCCCUCCUGCCAUCUCCCUCUCUCUCAGAAUCCAGGCAGAAGCCCCGCUACACCGGUCAUGUCGCUCGCGAGGAGUCAUCAGGCUCAGACGACUCGUAUACCUCCGGAACAUCACGAUCAUCAUCAUCCUCUACGACCUCCGCCUCCUCAGUUGCCUCAUCUGCAACCACCCUCGUACCUCCCAGUCCCACCUCAACUCCCUUGCCCAAGACGCCACCUCACUCGCCCCCAGAUACUCUGAACAGCGGAACCAAGCGGAGUCCUUCGUCUUUUUCCUCCUCGGGCCCGAGUGCGAAACCAAGAUCCCUUCUUAUGCUUCGGAAAGAUGUAGACUUCGUACCACUCAGUCCAAAGAAGGGUAGCCCGCUCACAAGACUUGGUGUCGGUCAUUCUCGGCUCAGCAGCAUCACCAACAUCAACACCACGCCCAUGUCGACACCGAGAAGACAGAAACCUCUCAGCGCAGGAACUUCGAGCGAAAAGGAGGACGGAGACAGCGGAAACUCUACGUUCGCGCUCACAUACGACGAGAACAGCUCUGUGGACGGGUCCGAGCCCGAUUUGAAUUCCUCGUCCAACUCCUCCGCUCCCUCUUCUGUGCCGCGGCGAGAGUAUCGGCAGCAAGAUGGCAAUGGAAAUGGGAACGUGUCGACGAUUAGGACGACGGAGGAGAAGAAGAAGCUUCUGGGGACUAUGUUGGGGAAUGUGGACGCGCUGGUGGAAGGCGUGCGGAAGGCCGGCGUGUGGGGGUUGGGCUAGAGGGGAGCCGAGGCUAGAGAUAAGUAACUUAUUGAGUUGUGCGGUGCGUCAGUGUGUUGGUUGACGUCGUGUGUGAGCUCGUGUCUUCCUUGCCAUGGUUUUAGGUCACUGUCAGGGUUUUGUUUGUAGUCGGUCUUCGAUUUUGUUGUGUUCGUUGUUUGAUACAGCAUGGACUCUGUGUUAUAUUAUAUCUGUACCGUACCCAGUCAAUUGUACGCAAGUUUGAU